Messenger RNA from Ogataea philodendri, 516 nucleotides. RefSeq lists its product as uncharacterized. The transcript has a single exon. Bases 1 to 516 code for a protein of 171 amino acids. NCBI's taxonomy places the organism in Eukaryota, Fungi, Ascomycota, Pichiomycetes, Pichiales, Pichiaceae. The record is from RefSeq and is a predicted model, not a curated record.
AUGAGUUUCCCAGACGCCGAAUUGCCUAAAUUGAAGCCUGUUCUGUUCUUCGACUUGGACGCGGCAGAGCCAGAGCCUAUAUUCGAGAACGAGUCCAAGUCGUUCACAAAAGUUGCCGUCACGGGAGGCAGUAUCCGUUCCGUCGACGCGUCGUUCCCGUUUGAGUCCAAGGUUAUCGACGGCUACGACAAUAUCAGCUUCUCCCAGGCACAGCCGGGAAUCGGCAGUCUCGAUUGCGUGUUGUACCUCGACCUCGGAUCGGGAGUCAAAGGAUUGGUCAGCUACGGCGGAGUCGUGCGUUUGGAGGGAACUACCCUCCAGGUGGUUAGCAAGGAGAAAUCACACAUGGGUUUCUCUGACGGGUACGUCACGUGCCGCCCCAAAUUUGACCUGGACUCAAAAUCGUCCAAAGAGUCCUGGGUCAACCGUCACAAUUUCAUCGGCAAGGGCCGGUUCAUCAGAACCGACAAGGGCGGCCUCAAGGUCCAGUACUAUGUGUAUACGUUCGACGAGUAA